UAAAAACUUUUCACUUCCGAAUCCCACACGAAGAACCAUCCUGUAACCUUCUUCUUCUUCUUCAUCAUCUUCAUCUUCUUUCUCUGUUCUUUUAUAUAUUUUGCUUUCUUCAAACCUCCAUUUAUAUCUCUCUUCAUUUAAACAAGCAAACUGAAUUUAUGGAUGUUUUGUUUCUUCCUUUUCUAUAUACCAAUUCACCAGUACUUUGCUUUUAAUGCUCCACACUACCCUCUCCCUCUCUCCCUCUCUCCCUCUCUCUCUCAUCAUUCUUCACAAAUUCAAAUUCUCUGUUCUUUCAAUCCCCUCUAAAUUUUGAAUUCUCUCUUCUUCCAUUAUGGCGUCCACUGAUUCUUCCAACUGGACUCUCAUUUCCAACCCUCCACUUCAAAAACCUAAAUCCUUAUUGCUCAAGGAUUAUCUUCUCGACGAUUUCAGCUCAUGCUCUUCCAAUGGCUUUCGAUCAUUUCCCCGCCGCCAAUGCUGCUCUACAACCGUCCGAUUCCUCCUCGAAAUCGAUCUCAAAGUUAAAGAUUCUUCCGUUACUAAAAGAUUCCUUCCUCGAACAACUUCCAGAAAAAUCGCUCUCUCUACCAUCUCCACUUUGCAGAGAGCCUCCGAUGCUGUUCUUAGAGCCUUCAAGCAAUUUCCCUUACCUUCUUCACGUAAAUCGUUUUUUCCUAGGAGCAUUUCGCGGAAACUGAUUUCGAAAGCGUUCCGGAAGAAGUCGGAUAUCGUCGAUCCAAACAUUAAUAAGCGGUGGAAAUCGUUUAAGGAAUUUCUUGAUGAGAAAGAACCACCAUCGUCGUCAUCGUUUGAAGAGAAUCACUCCGACUCUGCCGUGUGUACCGCCAUUGCUGUUGCUGGAAGAAACUCGAUUAGUAGUUGUAGUAAUAGUAUCAGUUGGACAGAGAGUGAAUUUACAUCGGAGAUUAUCCCCUCGUCUUGUAGCGGUAAUUCCGAGAGUUGCAGCGAAAACGACGCCGUUAAGGAUGAUAAGGAUUCACCAGGUAAUCUCAUUGGCAAAAGAGACGGCGUAACGUUCGGAAAAGAUUCCAUGGAGGAAACAACUACCGCUCCGACCUCCGUCGCCGCCGCCACUAGCGCCGACGAUUACCGGGAGGAUACCGUUAAGCAAUGGCAAAAUGAAGAAGAAAAGGAACAAUUCAGUCCAGUUUCAGUGCUGGACUUUCCCUUUGAAGAUGAAGAUCAAGACAUUUCCUCGUCGUUCAAUUGCAAUGUUCACCUCAUGGAAGGUAAGAAGCAAAAACAAAGAGAUCAGAAGACGAAGAGAUUGGAGAAAGGAACCGAAUUGGAGCCUGUAGACUUAAAGAAACGAUUCACAAACAUAAGUGUUAUUGGUGAUCAAGAUCAUUUCACUUUAAUAACCAAAAAAGAACAUCAAAUGGAAGAAAAGGCUUUGGAGUUUCUAAAGCUUCUCAAAUCCACAACCGAAUCAACAGAGAAUCUGCUUCUUGAUUUCUUUCAUCAGAAACUCGAUGAACAUGAAGCAACUUCAACUAAUUCAGAUUUUGAUCAACCACAGCUUUUGAAAUUCGCCCAAGAUUGGAUCGAUGGAAACGCCGGGGAAUUGACGGUAAUGGGAAGAUGGGAGUUACCAGAGGAACGGAAUUUCUACAUUAAAGAUAUGGAAGUGGGCGAUAAAUGGAGAAGUUUUGGCGGAGAUAAGGAGGAGUUAGUGGCGGAGUUUGAAGGUGAGGUUUGGAUAUCUUUGCUUAAUGACCUUUUGAUUGACCUCUCUCUAUAGCUAAUUAGCUACCAAAUGGGGAAACUCCUAGUACUUCUGCAGUAUCAUUUCAGUUGUCAAAUUAUGAAUGUAAGGAAUAGAUACUGUGGCAGUACUGGAGAUUUUUCAGUAGGUUUUGUCUUGAAAUAACAUUUCAUAAAUCUCUAUGAAAUUGGAGUUUAAAUUGCAUUUUGGAGGCUUUAUUGUUGUA
Messenger RNA from Cucumis sativus (cucumber), 1955 nucleotides. RefSeq lists its product as uncharacterized. The record is from RefSeq and is a predicted model, not a curated record. Lineage: Eukaryota; Viridiplantae; Streptophyta; Magnoliopsida; Cucurbitales; Cucurbitaceae. The transcript has 3 exons. Bases 335 to 1765 code for a protein of 476 amino acids.